AGAGACAGAAGGAGAAGACUUGGGGGGGUUUUGAAUUCGAUUGAAUAAUACGAAGAUCUGUCUCUCCGUCCGAGAGGAGAGAGAGAGAGAGAGAGACCCCAUUCCUGCUGUACAAUCCCCACAAGGAGGAGAGAGAGAGCCUGUAAUCAUGCCAUCAGGUGCCAAGAAGCGAAAAGCUGCCAAGAAAAAGAAGGAGCAGGAAACCCACAACGGCGCAUCCAAUCCUCCUCCUCCUCAAGGAAGUAAUGAUGAGAACUCCCAAGAUAAGGGAGUGCCUAGGGAUGCGGAGGCUGUUCAGAAAGUUGGAAUUGAGAGGGAACUGAAAGACGAUUCUGGGAGCAAAGAUGUGGUUAUUGAGGAUGCUAAGUCUGCAAAGGGAUCAUCUAACGGGGACGACAGAAGCUCUAGCAGUAGUAGUUCAGAUGAAGAGUCUCGAGUUGUCGAUAGAAGGCGAAGGGAGGAUACCUAUGCUUCAGUUUCGGAGGAAAAAAAUCAUAAUGAAGAUGCACCAGCUGGGAAGACUACAAGUUCAGCUACUACCGAGGGUGCCCCUUCUGUUGAUUCUGUUAAGCAUGAGGUUUCUGUCACAGAAAGUCCGCUAGAUGAAAGUGGAGCAAUCUCCAAUGAUGUAGUAAAUGCGGGGUUAGAGAAUAGUACAGAGACAUCACUGCCUAUUGGGGAUCCUGUAUCAAAGAAAACUGAGGAUAAAUCAUUGCCAUUACUGAAUGAUACUGCCAAGGCAUCUUCAAGUGUGGUGGAAUCUGCGUCUAAAGAAAAUGAGAGUAAAGCAUUGCCAUCAUUAGGUACUUCUCUGGCCCAAGUUAGUAAUGAUGCUGAACCCAUCAAAGAUGCUGAACCCAUCAAAGAUACUGAGGUUCCAGAAUAUUCUGAAAAGCAGCCUCUGAUAGCUCCGGCCCCACCCGUGGCGCAAAAAUCAUCUUGGCUUAGCUGCUGUGGAAUUCUGGAUGCGAUAGCAGGCUCCGGUAGAUGAGUUCAG
This is a messenger RNA of Pyrus x bretschneideri (Chinese white pear), 997 nucleotides long. RefSeq lists its product as uncharacterized. The record is from RefSeq and is a predicted model, not a curated record. NCBI's taxonomy places the organism in Eukaryota, Viridiplantae, Streptophyta, Magnoliopsida, Rosales, Rosaceae. The transcript has 3 exons. Bases 149 to 991 code for a protein of 280 amino acids.